AUGGACAUGGACGCAACCCGCACCCGCUUCCGGCGGACCUUCGCCUACCAAGCCGACCCCCACGACGAAUCCUCCUCGUCGGCCCUCGACGAGACGGAGCAGGAAGACGUGAUCCACUCGCUCUCGACGCAGAACCACCAGACCAACUCGCAGUUCCGGCUCUUCCUGCUCUGCCUGCCCGUCUUGUCCUCGAUCCCCUACCUGCUCGCCGUCGCCCACCCGGCCUCCCAGGGCAUCUCGCGCACGGUGGCCGUGCUGGGCCUGACGAGCCUUGCCGUCACCACCUGGCUCCUCUGGUCGCAGGUCCCCGGCGUCACGGGCAUCGCGUUCCUGGACCGCUUGGCCGCCAGCACCGGCGCCGAGGAUACGAUACACGGGGACCACGGACACCACAUCUCGACGAGGCGGAGGAGCAGGCGGGAGAGCUUCUCGAUUCCCACCGCCGUGUCCGUGGCCAAGACCAAGUCGCCGCUCGAGGUCUGGCUUCCCUACCUGAACUUGGGCCUGUGUGGCACGUUAGUUCUGGCGGGGUUGUUUGCGCCGAGUGCACGUCGGGGAGGUAGUUGGGGUCAUGUUGGGCUUGCCAAUCUGCCUGGUGUCGUGUACGUGGUCGUGUUGGCUGCCAAAAUGCUGAUGGGCGGCGUGGACCCCGAAAAGGAGCUGAGUGGCCUAAAGUAUGACUUCAAGGGCGCAUAA
This is a messenger RNA of Truncatella angustata, 696 nucleotides long. RefSeq lists its product as uncharacterized. Lineage: Eukaryota; Fungi; Ascomycota; Sordariomycetes; Amphisphaeriales; Sporocadaceae. The record is from RefSeq and is a predicted model, not a curated record. The transcript has a single exon. The coding region runs from base 1 to 696 and encodes 231 amino acids.